UGGGGGGGAUAGAGGAAGGAGAGGCAGGCAGGUUGUGACCGAGUAAUAAAUAAUGCUGAAUAAUAGUAAAAGUAAGUCGCACGAAUGAAUGAGAUAAUGAGAAAAUAGCAAGGGACAUCCUUCUCAACGGAAGGACAUGUAUAAAAUAUAUUACAUUCAGAAACAAAAGAUGAAUCGACUAUACUUUGAGUUUUAACUUGAAAAAUUGACGUGAAAAGUAGAAGAAAAUAAAAGUUAUUUCUGAGGCGGAAUAUAGAAAGAGAGUUCACUGCUUGGAACUAGAUGUUGGAUAGAAAAUAAUCUGCGGUUUUGAAAGUGAUAAAAUAUUUUGAAAAUGAUGGAUUAUUUCUUGAAGGACAUUUCUUGGAAAUAUCUUCGCAUGUAUCCACUGAAAGACAUCAUAUGGAAGGAUAUUAAUGACAUUCUGAUCAACCUUGAACAUGAUGAGUCUAUGAGCUUCCAAGAGAAUUUCCUGAGCAACACUGUACAGCAUCCAAUUGCAAAAAGAUUUCCACCUACAAUGAGUUAUGCUCGGAUGUUUCUCAAAAGUUUUAUUGAGCAGAUUGAAGGAAGUAAUCAAGAAGUAUGUGAAGAGGUGUAUUUAGUCUACACAGAUUUCAUUACCCAGUCUGUAUCACUAUCAACAGAUCUUUGUUAUAGAACUUACAGACUGCAGCCUGACUGUGUUCUGACAAUUAAAGAAACACGUAAAUUGAUUUCAGAUGGAACGACUGGUUUGUUUACUUGGGAGGCUGGCCACGUGUUAGCAGAAUGGUGCUCAGAGAACAAACCUCUGUUUCGGAAUAAAAAAGUCCUGGAGCUGGGUUCGGGUUUAGGCCUGAUGGGUUUAGCUGUUAUAAAGAUUUGUGAACCAGCCUCAUAUAUUUUCACAGACCUGCCAACAACUGUCCUGACAACCUUGGCAGAAAAUGUAAAAAUUAACCUUGAAAGUGAUACAACCUAUGAAAUUUCUUCCAUCUGUGAUUGGACAAAUGGCAUGGAAACUUCAUACAAUCACACAAAAGUGAAUGUUAGAAGACUAGACUGGGAGCAAGACUCAUGUGAUAUUACAACUGAUAUAAUUCUGGCUGCAGAUGUAGUUUAUGACCCUGCCAUUGUAAACUGCCUUGUUGACACCUUGAAGACUGCAAUGAAUAACAACCCAGGUGCUGUAGCAGUUGUAGCGUGCACAUUACGGAAUUCUGACACAUUAGCAUUCUUUAAGGAUGCGUUAGCCAAAGGGAAGGUGAAGAUAUCUUGGGAAACACAGCGGCAACACCAAGAGUCUCCAUCACGGCCACAGUCCAUAGUUAGUCUCCUACAGUUGUCCUUAUAAAUAAUGUAAAUUACAUGGACAAAGUUUGUCCAGGUUAUUAUGUGUAUACACAGGGAAAGGAAAAUAAAAAUUUUCAUUUGUA
Penaeus chinensis is the source of this 1418-nucleotide messenger RNA. RefSeq names its product protein-lysine N-methyltransferase EEF2KMT-like. The transcript has 7 exons. Lineage: Eukaryota; Metazoa; Arthropoda; Malacostraca; Decapoda; Penaeidae. The record is from RefSeq and is a predicted model, not a curated record. Bases 335 to 1336 code for a protein of 333 amino acids.